Labrus mixtus (cuckoo wrasse) is the source of this 713-nucleotide messenger RNA. Its product is annotated as T-cell acute lymphocytic leukemia protein 1 homolog. Gene Ontology annotation, molecular function: RNA polymerase II cis-regulatory region sequence-specific DNA binding; protein dimerization activity; DNA-binding transcription factor activity, RNA polymerase II-specific. The transcript has 3 exons. The record is from RefSeq and is a predicted model, not a curated record. Lineage: Eukaryota; Metazoa; Chordata; Actinopteri; Labriformes; Labridae. Bases 89 to 571 code for a protein of 160 amino acids. Gene Ontology annotation, biological process: regulation of transcription by RNA polymerase II.
GACCCUGAACACAAUACCGGACCCUGAACACAACACCGGAGCCGCCAACCCGAACCGGAAGCCCAGAGUAGAUCCAGCCGAGGACAACAUGCUGCACGAGGCCGCUCAUCACCUGGACACCUUCAACAGUGAUCCAUGUCUGAUGAUGAAACAAAGAUCUUCUCCGCAUGAGAUGAAGCUCAGUGAAGGAGGUUCUCGCCCCCGGUUCGUCCGUAGGGUCUCCACUAACAGUCGUGAGCGUUGGCGUCAGCAGAACGUAAACGGAGCGUUCACAGAGCUGCGGCGCCUCGUCCCCACGCACCCUCCGGACAGGAAGCUCAGCAAGAACGAGAUCCUGCGCCUGGCCUCCAGGUACAUCAACUUCCUGGACGGGGUGCUGAUGGAGCAGGAUGUCAGGGGGGCCGUCAGAGGCCGAGCAGGGAGCGUGGAGGAGGAGGAGGAGGACGGGCUGUCACCGACCUCCAGCUGUGACACUUCAGCUGACGGAGACUCAGCGGCGUCUCCAGGAUUCCCGGGCGCCAUGGACAGGUUUUACAUCGGGCCCCUCCCCCACGGCCUCAGCCCCCCCUGAGACGUCCUCCACGUCGACUCCACGAGAGAAACCCAGCAGGAGCGUCUGCUGAUGUCAGAUAUAACCGACGGGUCUGUUCAGGACUCGUUGGAGAGGUCAUGUGAUAUUCACAUCAGAGUCAUCGCUUUUAAAGACGGGUUUU